Aedes albopictus (Asian tiger mosquito) is the source of this 6264-nucleotide messenger RNA. RefSeq lists its product as uncharacterized. Gene Ontology annotation, molecular function: nucleic acid binding. The coding region runs from base 1 to 6264 and encodes 2087 amino acids. The transcript has 3 exons. The record is from RefSeq and is a predicted model, not a curated record. Gene Ontology annotation, biological process: DNA integration. NCBI's taxonomy places the organism in Eukaryota, Metazoa, Arthropoda, Insecta, Diptera, Culicidae.
AUGAUCAAUCGGACACCGAUCAAGACCAGGAGUGCCGCUGCGGCCCGAGUAACGCAGGCCGCAUCUGUUGGUGGUUCCAUCGUCCACACGAAAAACUGCAAGGUAUGUGCCCAACCGAGUAACACACAAAUGAUCCGGUGCAUCAAAUGUGAUUGCGAGUUUCACGAGGAGUGUGUUGGAGUUAUUGAAACAGGAGCCCACGACUGGCAAUGUGCCGCCUGUACAGGAAAGCAUGGAGCCAGGCCAAAACAGCCGAUCGUUGCUCCAACAUCAGAAACGUUCGUAAGUACUAGCACAAUCAGUCCGCUGGUGCACGCAACUACCGCAUCGUCAGACACACAGCCAAAUCCGGUGCCGAACGUGUCGGUUCCGUCCACGCUAGUUGUGUCACCAGGUUCACUAUUUCCGCCUUUGCCGCAAAAUAUAUAUUUGCCACCAAACUCGCUCAUGCCACCCCAUUCGCUUAUACCACCAAACUCGUUUAUACCGCCUUAUUAUUCAUUGCCGUCGUAUCAGCCCACCCAAUAUCAAUAUGAGAUAUGUCCAGUUCCGUCAAGUCAUCAGUCAAAUAUGCACGUUUCAUUCGCGAGUGGAAAGAAUUUCGAGCAGUGUAACACAGUGCCAUCAAGAUUCAGCCAGGUGAUUCCAUCUGUAUUCAGCACAGUUCCAACCGGUUCCAGCGACGCCAUGCUCAACAGGACUCUGCACGAAGGACGAACCAUGAACAUCCCGACGUCAGCGUACGUGAAGCAGCCUCAGAGAAAUCAACAUCAAGACUCUGAGGACAACCACAGCCAGUACUCCGGAACAAGUUCACAAAGGUCCGCCAAACAAAGACAGUUGAAGUUGAAGUUGCAAAUUCUGGAAGAGGAUAGGAAACAGCAAGAAACAGAAGAAGCAAGCAAGCGCGAAUAUCUACGUAAACGACACGAAUUGAUGACGGAGAUCAUAAACGAUGAAGCCUCUGUGACCGAUAUUGAAGAAGAUAUGCCAGCAGCUAGAGGCUGCAGAAUCUACGUCAUUCCCAAACUGGACCCGAUCAAGCAACGACCAUACGUAACGCCGUUCAACAGCAUCGUCGAGCUUCAAGCAACGGAUAAUCACGAUGUAGUUCGGUCUAACAACUCUGGUUUUCAUAGUUCCGUUCAGAACGUGACGUCAAGACUUCGUCAGAUGGAAAUCCAAAACAACGGGGAACGAGCUGCUGGUCUCCAGAGUGUACAAACGAACAUCGAUCAUGCACAGCCUCAGAACUCAACUCCUAGACUGAUGAGUUUCGAGGGAGAGGACGGGCCCUUCCUAAACCGCAACCAAAUUGCCGCCCGGCAAGCCGUUUCUCGCGAUCUUCCGAUAUUCAAUGGAAUCCCAGAGGAAUGGCCGUUAUUUCUAUCUACAUUCACUACUACGACCAGGAUGUGCGGAUACACGCAGGAGGAAAAUCUAAUUAGGUUGCAGAAAUGUUUGAAAGGAAAAGCACUUGAAGCUGUUAAAUGCAGACUGAUGCAUCCGUCCAACAUAUCCGGAAUAAUGUCAACGCUCAAAAUGUUGUAUGGUAACCCGGAGGUUAUCGUGCAAAACCUGAUCGCCAAAAUUCAUUCAACGCCACCGCCUAAAGCCGAGAAGUUGGAUACUCUGGUAGAGUUUUCUUUAGCAGUACAAAAUUUGUGGGCUACUAUCGAGGCAUGCCAACUGGAUGAAUAUUCCUACAACGUAGCACUGGUAAAUGAGCUAGUGAACAAGCUUCCGUGUGCGUUCAAAGUGGAAUGGGCUAAACAUCGCCGUAAUUUGCCCCGUGUAAACAUACAGGAACUUGCGGACUGGUUGAACGAUUUAGCUGAAACAGUCUGUCCUAUAGCAAACCUGCCGAGCAGUGUUCCAAAAGCAGUGCAAGGAAAUCGUAACCCCGGACAUCUGCACACCCACAGCGAGGAGAUAACCGAAAGCUCGUUAGAAAAACAGUCAGAACCUUCAGAACCGUUGAGAUUUGAGCGGAAGGAUCCACAAAUUACCACAUGUGUGGUAUGCAAAAGUAGUUGCCUGUCAUUAGAUAAAUGUCAACGAUUCAUCGAACUUGGAUACAACUCAAAGUGGGCUGUCGUAAAAGAAUUUGGUCAUUGCAGGAAAUGUCUACGGAAACACAAAGGUUCGUGCAGACUGCAGCAGACGUGUGGGAAGAAUGGAUGCACUUACAAACACCAUCAACUGCUACACAACUAUGAGCGUGAUGGAGCGAACGCGGCAAAGCCCAAAGAAGAAGAGUCCAUUGCAGUUCUUCCGAAUUUGUCAGAAGGCGAAUGUAAUGUACAUCGACAACGUAAACCCACCGUAUUGUUUCGAGUUCUUCCGAUCCUGCUUCACGGCAAGAACAAAUCGAUCAGAACCUAUGCGUUUCUAGACGACGGAUCGUCACUUACCUUGAUCGACGCUUCGUUAGCAAAGGAGCUGAAUCUAGAUGGAAAACCCGAACCAUUAUGCUUAAAAUGGACUGGAAACAAUAGUCGAAGGGAAGAUGGAUCGAUAAUAUUGGAUGUUGAGAUGUCAGGAACGGGAAAGGCAUCACGGACAUAUUCUGCCGUGGCUCAUACAAUUGCUAGCCUGAAUCUGUUUCACCAAACCGUAGAUUCACAGAAGUUGAAGAACCAGUACCCUCAUUUGCGAGGAAUACCGUUGGAGUCAUAUCAUGACGUCCAGCCUCGGAUUUUGAUCGGAAGUGAUAACGCUAACCUUAUCUACCAGCUCAAAGGACGGGAAGGGAAGUUCCAAGAACCAAUCGCAACAAAAACCCGUCUUGGAUGGAGUGUCUACGGUGGUGUCGCCGGAAAUGAUGUAUUUGUAGGCCAUCACAGUAUUCAAAUAUGUCCUUGUAGCAAAGAAGCCGAUGAAACAAUACAACAAGCCGUUCGUGAAUACUUCCGGUUGGAUGCACUUGGGAUCUACAAACCGGAGAAGCUUCUAGAAUCGCGCGAUGACCAAAGAGCUCGUGAAAUACUACAAUCGAUAACGCAAACAGAAAGCGGACGGUACGAAGUUAGCCUGCUGUGGAAAUUCAACGAUUUGCGUUUACCGAACAGCAAACCGACAGCGCUGCAGCGUUUUCGUUGUUUGGAAGGCAGGAUGAAAAGAGAACCUGAAUUAGCUGCCAUUCUACGAGCAAAAAUCGAAGACUACAAGCAAAAAGGUUAUAUUCGAAAAUUGACUAGCGAAGAGCUGAAAGCAAGACAAGAGCGUAUCUGGUACCUUCCCUUAUUCCCAGUGUUCAAUGCUAACAAGCCUGGGAAAGUUAGGGUAGUUUGGGACGCAGCUGCCAAAACUAAUGGGGUGUCACUAAAUUCUGUUUUACUCAAAGGGCCGGACUUACUUACACCUCUGGAUUACGUACUCUAUCGUUUUCGCGAAUUUCGGAUUGGUCUCAGUGGUGAUGUGCGUGAGAUGUACUUACAGAUGCUCAUGACCAAGAAAGAUCAGCACUGUCUUAGAAUACUGUGGUGUGAUGAUUCAUCUGGUGAUCCAAGUACGUACGUGACGCAGGUCAUGCCCUUCGGUACAAGCUGCUCACCUAGCUGCGCACAAUAUGUGAAAAAUCUCAACGCUAGUAAGUACGAGGAUCAGUUUCCAGCAGCAGCAGAAGCAAUAUCAAAACAGCAUUAUGUCGAUGACAUGCUUGUAAGCGUGGAAACAGAAGAGGAAGCCAUCCAGCUCGCCAAGGAUGUCGAAUAUGUCCACGCUCAAGCCGGGUUUGACAUGCGGAAUUGGAUUUCCAACUCAUCCGCAGUAGUGGAAGCCAUGGCGAACGAAACGUCGCACGAAAAGAACCUGAACAUCGGAGCUGAACUCGGUACGGAGAAGGUAUUGGGAAUGUGGUGGUGCACAGCUACGGAUACAUUCACCUACAAACUGUCGUCGAAACAUGACCCAACGUUGCUUGAGGGACUUCGUAAGCCAACUAAGCGGGAGAUUCUGAGGACCUUAAUGGCAGUAUUUGACCCUCUCGGCCUAAUAUCCAACGUUCUCAUAUACUUGAAGGUGUUAUUCCAAGAAGUGUGGAGAUCUGGAAUAGGAUGGGAUGAUGUUAUACCGGAAAACCUUCAUGAUAAGUGGAAUAAAUGGUUGGAAAUCUUGCCAAAAGUGCCAAAUAUCCGCAUACCUCGGUGCUACCGUAUAAGCACGGAGUUAAAUUUGCAAACUAACAUUCAGUUGCAUACCUUCGUCGAUGCGAGCCUCUCUGGAUACGCCGCAGUAGUUUAUCUACGAUUUGAACAAGGUGGCACUGUGGAAUGUGCCAUUGUUGGGGCUAAAACUAGGGUAGCUCCUCUCAAGUUUGUCUCCAUUCCGAGAUUGGAACUGCAAGCCGCAGUUAUUGGAGUCAGAUUAGCAGAUACAAUCACUAAGGCCUUAUCAUUCAAAAUCCACCAGCGCUUCUUUUGGAGUGAUUCACGGGACGUAUUGUGUUGGAUACAGUCGGACCAUCGUCGCUAUUCACAGUUUGUGGCGUUUCGCGUAAGUGAAAUCCUAGAGUCAACUACUAUGGCAGAAUGGGGACACAAAGGAUCGAAAGAAAACGUCGCUGAUGACGCUACUAAAUGGAACAGCCUACCGGAUUUGUCACCAAGCAGCAGAUGGUUCAAGGGGCCUAGUUUCUUGUGGGAAACUAGCAACAAAUGGCCUUUAAACCCUUUCAUACAGGACAGUACACAGGAAGAACUUCGAGCACAAGUUUUCCACCAUCGCGAUCAACCUAAAGAUUUAAUCAAGGUUCAAGAUUUUUCUUCCUGGACACGCCUCCAACGAACGGCAGCUACGGUGCUAAGAUCUAUGCACAACUUCCGUUGUAACGCGAACAAGGAGCAUCGGAAAAUCGGACCCCUUGCAUCAUACGAGCUCCAACAAGGCGCAAACUAUCUCUACCGAUUAGCUCAAUCAGAAGCAUUUCCGGAUGAAAUUUCUGCAAUAAGUGAGGGCCGCAUUACACUGCCAAAAACAAGCCCAAUUCGCUGCUUUAAUCCGUUCAUCGACGCACAAAAGUUAAUGAGAAUGCAGGGAAGAGUCAGUGCAUGCGACUAUGCGUCAGCUGAUGCAAAACAUCCGAUAAUUCUUCCUAAAGAUCAUCACAUAACAUGGUUGAUUGUGAAGGACUAUCAUGAGCGUUUCCAUCACCAGAAUCAUACUACCGUUAUCAACGAACUGCGACAAAUUUUCAAAAUCCCGAAGAUUAGGCGACUAUUUCAACGAGUCAGGACGGAAUGUCAGAGGUGCAAAAUCAACUCGGCUGUUCCACGACCUCCAAUUAUGGGCGAUCUUCCGUCAGCGAGACUGGCUGCUUUCACUAGACCGUUUUCUUUCGUGGGCGUGGACUACUUUGGGCCUUUGACUGUGGUGGUGGGUCGGCGAACAGAAAAGCGAUGGGGUGUGCUAAUAACAUGUCUGACGGUACGGGCAAUACAUAUUGAAAUCGCGCACUCGCUGAGUGCCAGUUCUUGCGUGAUGGCAUUACGGAAUUUCAUGGCACGGCGUGGUGUACCAAUUAGAAUACAUAGUGACCGUGGAACAAACUUUACGGCGGCGAACAAAGAAUUGGCUGCGGCAAACGAAGAUCUCAGGGCUGCGCUUAAAGAGAUGGAGCAAGAUAAAGUUAUUGCAGAAAUUGUUAGCUCCGAUACAGAAUGGACUUUCCUUCCUCCAGCAUCACCACACAUGGGCGGAGCCUGGGAGCGGCUGAUACAAACGGUGAAAAAAACUUACGCGCAAUGCAGCCUGGAAGAAACCCUACGGAUGAAGUUCUCCGUAAUAUUAGAAGAUUCGGAGGCACCAGUCCUCACUCCUAACCAUUUCCUGUUGGGGUCAUCGAAUGGCCUCAAGCCGUUGUCACUAUUUGAUGACAGUGCAGCGGUUCUACGACGAUCAUGCUGUAUGUCGCAAAUCGAAGCGAACAUUUUUUGGAAAAGGUGGUUGCGCGACUAUCUGCCGGAAAUAACCAGACGAACGAAGUGGUUCAGCAAAGUAAAACCGAUCGAGGUGGACAAUAUAGUGAUAGUUGUCGACCCGGAACUACCACGCAACUGUUGGCCGAAAGGGCGAGUUAUAUCGGUCAACACAAGCAAGGACGGGCAGGUACGUUCAGCAACCGUGCAAACCAAAACGGGCAUAUACGAACGUCCAGCAACUAAACUUGCGGUUCUUGAUGUCCGACGCGAUCAGCUAGUAAGCCAGGAACCUGGCGUACCCGGGGGGGAGUGUUACGACCCCUCGGUCGGCGCGUCGGUGUAG